GUCUGUUCACUGCAGGUCUACAACAGCUACACGAUACCGACACACUGUCUGAAUCAUGGGAGGAUUGUUUUCUCGUCCUGAAUCGACACCACAGCCACCUUCUCCCACAUUCAGUAAACCAUGGCGGAACAUAAACUGGGGAAACAAAGGGGUGGAUCUUCAGUAUGUGAAGGAGUAUCAGACUGAAAAAGACGACGUCAAACUUGUCAGAAUUCUUCUGUACGGACCCGUCGGAGCUGGAAAGUCCAGCUUCGUCAACUCUGUCAGCAGUGUCCUACGAGGCAAAAUUAGUCUUCCUGCUGCGGCCAAUAACUCUGCCGAGUCUGACAAAAGUUACACCAAAAAGCAUAAAACUCAUGAAAUCAGAAAAGAAAAAGGAAACCAACAGACAGUUUAUCCUUUCGUCUUCACUGACAUCAUGGGUCUGGAGGAAGGGUCUGGCUCUGGAGUUCGUCCUGAUGACAUCAAACUGGCCUUGAAUGGACACGUGAGAGACGGUUACACGUUCAACCCUGUAUCUUCACUGUCCAGUGGUAAAUCAGACUACAACCCACAACCUUCUGCAGAUGACAAAGUUCAUAUUCUGGUUUGUGUGCUUUCUGCUAACUCAGCAGAAAUUAAGGCAUCAGUUCUGCAGAAGAUAAAAGACAUCAGACAGGCAGCCCAUGACCUGGAGAUUCCCCAAAUUGCGAUAAUGACCAAGAUCGAUGAAGCCUGUGGUGAAACUGAGGAGGACCUGAGGAAUGUGUACAAGAGCAAACACCUGAAGAAGAAGAUGAAAGACUUCAGUGCAGCAGUGGGGAUCCCGAUGAACUGCAUCUUUCCUAUCAAGAACUACAGUGAAGAAAUCGACAUCAAUGAUGAUGUUGACAGUCUGAUCCUGAGCACUCUGAGACGUAUGAUUGACAUCAGAAAUGACUCAACAAAAAAUGCUCAGUAGGAGGCUGUACCUGAAUCCACCUACAUGUUUUAUGGUAAGGGGAAUUAUCGACAAAAAAGGGCUGAAUUGUAAUGCAGUGGAUAGAAGCACCAAAACUGGUAUAGAUACUCUUCAGGGUGUAUCUCAUCAUUUCAGAGGGGGUGCCCAAAUUUUCCAGUCCAUUAAGGUCAUUUUUAAUGGGAAAAUGCAAGAUGGCCGCCAAAAAAGACCCAAGAGUAAUAUAAUAUUACUUGGCUUGGAAAUUGUGCUUUAUUCUCCCAUUUUCUUUUUUGCAUGUGAUGUAUAAAGACCACUCUCAAAUAACAUGUGCAAUGAAUCCCAUGAAAAAUAAUGUUACAUUGCUUUUAAAUGGCUUUAAAGAGAAAAACAGUCAAAAUGAUAAGUCAUCAAAUGGCUCUCACCUGAGUGGGAAUUUAUUUGUAAAAUAUAAACAUAAAUGCUUUUACAAGAACUCAUUUAUAACUUGAAAGAGUAGCAUAUUGAUAAAAUGUUUGCGUGAGCAGAGAUAACGCCUUACAUUGGGACAUUAAUGAUGAUACCUAAGUUAAGGUACACCCCCCCAGAUAUGUAGAUAUGUUCUGCCUGAGGUGCACGGUAUCGUCUUUGUAACAGAUGAUAUGUAGUUAGCCAUUUUGUAUUCCUUUCCUUUUUUAAGGUUUUUUUGCAGGGCUUUCAAACAGCUGCCAAUUAUAUGGGCAGCCAUUUUUAUUUUCUUCAAAAGUGCAUUUCCUGUUUGCAGUUUUUGGGAAUCAUUUUCCAGGGUGCUGUAUGGUCACCCAAAGAGUAUAUAUACCAAAUAUCAUGCUUUUAUGAGGUUGUUUUAGUGGGUUUUGAAUUAGCUGCCAAUUGUAUGGAUGAUCAUAUUGAUUUUCUUCAAAAACUUACUUCUUGUUCCAGGAUGUUUGAGGGUCACUCAAAGCCUAAAUAUACCAAAUUUCAAGUUUUUAUGAGGUUGUUUUGAUGGUUUUUGCCAAUUGCAUGGGCAGCCAUUUUGAAUUUCUUCAAAAACUCACUUCCUGUUUGAAAUUUUGUUGGGCUUUCUAGGAUAUCUCAAGAUCACCCAGGGGACUUGCAUACCAAAUUUAAUGCUUCUAUCCACCGUGUAAUCAUAUAAUCCCCCCUACUAUUAUAUGGUUGGAGUUCAAAGGAAACUGAUUUAUUAUAACCUGGUUUUAUCUGUAUAGCUCAGCUUUGAUGAGGUUGAUUACAGCUUAGCUUCAAUAGCUACAUCAGCAAUCCUGCUUUACAUUCAUGCACAAGUGACAAUAACCUGAUGACAUCAGAAUAGAACAACAGUCACCGUUAGUGCAGAAUAUACUUGCUGAUUAUCCUUGCAUGCUUUUACGGAAUCCACAUUUUUAGUAAUGGGACUUUCAUUUCUGAUGUAAUUUUGGCAUAUUACUGAGAGCAUAAACUAAAAUAUUUGGGCAUUUUAGAGAAAUGGUAAAUGAUCUAUUAAGUAAUAAUGAUGUGCUAAUUGUAUGUCACACUUGUAAUUUGCUACUAAAAGGUAACACAGCAUACUACUGGAAGAAGUUCAAUAAAUCAAAUGCUUUUGCCUUUUUUGUGGCAGUUGUGAGAAUUAUUUCUGACAGGUGGAUUCAGACAACAGGACCAAGAAUCAAGAAUCAACUAAGAGGCAAGAGUUUAAUCACAUACUAACCACCAGUUUAUACUUUUUAGGAAAAAUACCACUGGCUAAUGUUCAAAGCUAACGGAGGUAGAAGUCAGUGUUGCUGCCUUGUAGAAACCCAAUAAACUCCUCUGUACCAGA
Messenger RNA from Acanthopagrus latus (yellowfin seabream), 2714 nucleotides. Its product is annotated as interferon-induced protein 44-like. Bases 56 to 940 code for a protein of 294 amino acids. NCBI's taxonomy places the organism in Eukaryota, Metazoa, Chordata, Actinopteri, Spariformes, Sparidae. The transcript has 9 exons. The record is from RefSeq and is a predicted model, not a curated record.